Messenger RNA from Punica granatum (pomegranate), 1788 nucleotides. The record is from RefSeq and is a predicted model, not a curated record. Lineage: Eukaryota; Viridiplantae; Streptophyta; Magnoliopsida; Myrtales; Lythraceae.
GCUCCUCAUAAAUACCUGCUAGUACAACUUCCCGGCGAUUUGGGGGGGGGGGGGUUGGUUAAGCUUCUCAUAAAUACCUGCUAAACCUUAUACAAACUUUCAAACCACGUAGCUUCAGAGAUCAUCGGCUAUAAUCUCUUUCCUUACGUCGUCAAUGGAGUUCACAGCUUCACUUUUAAUUCCCUUCCUCCUCCCUCUCCUUUUGCUCCUCCUGGCAUUGCUGAAUGGUUCUCCAUCUUCGUCUUCAAAUAAACUUCCGAAAUCUUACCCCAUUAUAGGCUGUUCCUUCGCGGUACUUGCAAACAUGAAGAGACGGAUCCAGUGGACCUCCGAUCUCAUCCUGUUUUCUCCCAAUGCUAAGUACGUAUUACACCGGCCCCUUGGCCACGGCCAGGUCCUUACUGGGAAGCCUGCCACCGUGCAGCACAUUCUCAAGACCCAUUUCUCGUACUACCAGAAGGGUGACUUGUUCCAAACUGCCUUACGGGAUAUGCUUGGAGACGGGUUUCUCAAUGCUGAUGGUGACUCCUGGAAACUCCAGCGACAGGUGUCAAGCCACGAAUUCAAAACAAAAUCUCUUCGGAAAUUUUUGGAAACUGUCGUCGACACGGAGUUGAACGACCGCCUCAUCCCUUUCUUGUCUGAGGCUGCAAGAAAGGAGACCAUACUUGAUAUGCAAGACAUUCUCCAGAGAUUUGCUUUCGAUAACAUAUGCAACAUAGCCUUCGGCUACGACCCGGCGUGUUUAUCGUCCUCCCUUCCUGAGCGAAAAUUUGCUCAAGCUUUUGAAGAGGCUGCAAUGUUGAGCAUCAACAGACUCGUCACGCCAUCUCCUCUAUUAUGGAAAAUCAAGCGUAAGCUUGAUAUUGGAUCAGAGAAACGCCUCAAGAUCAUAGUAUCUGAAAUUCGUGAUUUCGCCCGGAAAAUAGUCAGAGAGAAGAAGGUGCAGCUGCUAAAUGGGAAAUCAUCAUCCCUCGAGUCCGUUGAUCUUUUGUCACGAUUCUUGAACUCAGGUCAAUAUGAUGAAGAGUUUCUCAUCGACAUUGUUAUUAGCAUCAUACUCGCGGGUCAGGACUCUACAUUGGCGGCUUUAACAUGGUACUUUUGGCUGUUAUCCCAAAAUCCGCUUGUCGAAAAUGAAGUGGUCAGAGAAAUAAGAAAAAAAUCUGGAUCGCCAAUCUACGAGGAUGUGAAAGACAUGGUGUACACCCACACCUCACUCUGUGAGAGCAUGCGAUUAUACCCACCAGUACCUUUUGAAAAUAGGCAAGCCACAAUUGAUGAUAUUCUCCCGGAUGGGACAAUUGUAAAAAAAGGCAUGAGUGUUGCAUACCACCCGUACGCGAUGGGCAGGUCGGAGAAGAUAUGGGGACCUGAUUGGGCGGAGUUUAGGCCCGAGAGAUGGCUUGAGAAGGUGGAUGAGGCUACUGAAAAGUGGUGCUUCGUUGGGAGAGACUCCUUCACGUAUCCAGUGUUUCAUGCUGGCCCAAUGAUCUGCCUUGGUAGGGAGAUGGCGUUCCUCCAAAUGAAAAGAGUGGUUUCCGAGGUUCUUCGGCAGUUCCGAGUUGUCCCAAUGGCUGAGAAGGGGGUCCAGCCAGGUUUGUUUGCGUACUUGACCUCGAAAAUGGAAGGCGGGUUUCCAGUUAGAAUUGAGGAUAGGAAAGAGUAAAAGAUAGAUGGCAUCGGCAAGACAGUCCUAUAGUAUGAAUGCUUAGUCAAGAAAUUUCUUCAAGUAAUACAUACAUAUAUAUGUACACAUAUAUGCACUUGAGUCGCAUGUGAUUUUGC